AUGGGGCCGGCGACCGGGAACUUCGUCCACACUCUCCUGGUGCUGUGCUGGCUGACCUGCUUCUGUACCGGGAUCAGCUCCAUAGACAUUGACCGCCCCGGUGACGGGAGGUGCCAGCCCAUAGAAAUCCCCAUGUGCAAGGAUAUAGGGUACAACAUGACGAGGAUGCCGAACCUGAUGGGACACGAAAACCAACGGGAAGCUGCCAUUCAGCUGCACGAGUUUGCCCCCUUGGUGGAGUAUGGUUGCCACGGCCAUCUGAAAUUCUUCCUUUGCUCCCUCUAUGCCCCUAUGUGCACUGAGCAGGUUUCUACACCGAUCCCUGCCUGCAGGGUUAUGUGCGAGCAGGCGAGGCUGAAAUGCUCUCCUAUCAUGGAGCAGUUCAAUUUUAAAUGGCCAGACUCCUUAGACUGCAGCAAACUGCCCAACAAGAAUGACCCCAAUUACCUGUGCAUGGAAGCCCCCAACAACGGAUCGGAUGAGCCACCCAGAGGAUCCAGCAUGCUGCCACCCAUGUUUCGUCCCCAGCGGCCCAGCAGUGGCCAUGAGCUGCAGCAGCACAAGGACAGCCUCAGCAGAACCUCCUGUGAAAAUCCUGGCAAGUUCCACCAUGUGGAAAAGAGCGCUUCCUGCGCGCCGCUCUGCACUCCAGGGGUUGAUGUUUACUGGAGCAAGGAUGACAAACAAUUUGCUGUCAUUUGGAUUGCCAUCUGGUCCAUUCUGUGCUUCUUCUCCAGUGCUUUUACUGUACUUACUUUUCUGAUAGAUCCUCAGCGUUUCAAGUACCCCGAGAGGCCCAUUAUCUUCCUCUCAAUGUGCUACUGUGUCUACUCAGUGGGGUACAUUAUUCGCCUCUUUUCAGGUGCUGAAAGUAUUGCCUGUGACAGGGACAACGGCCAACUCUACGUCAUCCAGGAGGGACUGGAGAGCACUGGCUGCACCAUUGUGUUCCUGGUUCUGUAUUACUUUGGUAUGGCAAGUUCCUUGUGGUGGGUAAUCUUGACUUUAACUUGGUUUCUGGCAGCUGGGAAAAAAUGGGGGCACGAAGCAAUUGAAGCAAACAGUAGCUACUUUCAUUUGGCAGCAUGGGCCAUUCCGGCUGUGAAGACCAUAAUGAUCCUAGUCAUGAGAAGGGUGGCUGGAGAUGAGCUGACAGGGUUGUGCUAUGUUGGAAGCAUGGAUGUGAAUGCCUUGACAGGGUUCGUACUCAUUCCUUUGGCUUGUUAUCUAAUCAUUGGCACUUCUUUUAUUCUUUCUGGUUUUGUGGCCCUUUUUCAUAUCAGGAGGGUGAUGAAAACAGGUGGAGAAAAUACUGACAAGUUGGAGAAACUUAUGGUCAGGAUUGGUGUCUUCUCAGUCUUGUAUACAGUGCCUGCAACUUGUGUGAUAGCUUGCUAUUUUUAUGAAAGACUUAACAUGGAUUAUUGGAAAAUUGUGGCAACUCAACAGAAAUGCAAGAUGAACAAUCAGACUAAAAACUUAGACUGCACGAUGAACAACUCCAUUCCAGCAGUAGAAAUUUUUAUGGUCAAAAUCUUCAUGUUAUUAGUUGUGGGCAUUACUAGUGGUAUGUGGAUCUGGACUUCCAAGACUCUUCAGUCCUGGCAAAAUGUUUGUAGUCGAAGAUUAAAGAAGAGAAGUAGGAGAAAACCUGCAAGUGUUAUUACAAGUAGUGGAAUCUACAAAAAACCUCAGCAUCCACAGAAAACUCAUCUUGCAAAAUAUGAAUCGACAUUACAGCCACCCACUUGUGUGUGACCACGUUUUAGAAGAGACUGUUUCACCUUACAGACUUACAGAUGUCUACAGUAGCAGUCAGAAGUUAAAAAAUAAAUGGUGCU
Mesitornis unicolor (brown roatelo) is the source of this 1841-nucleotide messenger RNA. It is a transcript of the gene FZD10, whose product is annotated as frizzled class receptor 10. Gene Ontology annotation, molecular function: Wnt receptor activity; Wnt-protein binding. The transcript has a single exon. Lineage: Eukaryota; Metazoa; Chordata; Aves; Mesitornithiformes; Mesitornithidae. The record is from RefSeq and is a predicted model, not a curated record. Gene Ontology annotation, biological process: non-canonical Wnt signaling pathway; canonical Wnt signaling pathway. Bases 1 to 1758 code for a protein of 585 amino acids. Gene Ontology annotation, cellular component: plasma membrane.